UUCACAUGGUCACGACUCGGCAACCUCUCAGCUUAGUCGACUAUCUCAUCGAGUACUCCGUGCUUCUAUCCCACCGGGCCAGAUUUGGUAAGGUCUUGCUGUUGUAUUAAACCUAUAAAGCAGACCACAACUCCAGAUAACGCAGCUUCUGUCUCCUUUUGAACCACCAAAUUUGCUAAUCACACUCUUUUGAUCAUUCGCUUCUUCCACUCUUUCAAUACUAUUCAUUCAUUAUCUCAAUCACCAUGCGUGUCCUCGCUACUCUUCCUCUUCUGGCCAUGGCUGCCCUUCAAGUCGCUGCUGGCGACUUCUCCAAGACCUGCUCCGGCACGUCCUACUUCUCCACCACCGUCACUUCAAACUGCCAGGACAAAUACCAGGAAGACUCUUACUCGACCGACUUGGAUAUGACCAAGUGCUUGGCCAAUGUCGGAGGCAAGAUUGUCUGCCGUCCUUCCAGCCCUUCGUUCAAGUUCUGCGACUGCGGUCUUGCGGGCGACAAGAAGGUCCUGAACUGCCGCUGCACUGACUCCACUGGCACGAAGAGACCCUCCUCCCUGAACCUUGACACGUGCUUGAGCAACAUUAAUGGAGACCUCAAGUGCUAAGGGCUCUCACA
Messenger RNA from Colletotrichum godetiae, 619 nucleotides. RefSeq lists its product as uncharacterized. NCBI's taxonomy places the organism in Eukaryota, Fungi, Ascomycota, Sordariomycetes, Glomerellales, Glomerellaceae. The transcript has 4 exons. The record is from RefSeq and is a predicted model, not a curated record. The coding region runs from base 246 to 608 and encodes 120 amino acids.